Messenger RNA from Phyllotreta striolata, 5064 nucleotides. The record is from the annotation of a GenBank genome assembly. NCBI's taxonomy places the organism in Eukaryota, Metazoa, Arthropoda, Insecta, Coleoptera, Chrysomelidae.
AUGGUGUUGACUGUAGCUUCGGUUAGUGCCUUGAACGGAUACGGUUUUUUCAAAAACGAUCAAAACGUUAUAGGAGUCGGGAUUUCUCGUGUCACAUACACAGCCAAACAGAAGGCGUCAGUAAAAUGGCUCCUUUCGAAAGCCUUCAACAACAAAAUACCGGAAAAUUUGAAGGAUCCAUUUUAUCGCGACCACGAGAACCAAGAACAUCUGAAACCUCAGAUAGCCGGGGGCCUGGCGAACGCAGAAAUCUACUGCUUGGCCCUCGGCAACGUCUACUCCGAUCCUAAUUACCACAACCUCAACCACACGGCCAUUUUGCAAACGUUAGCGAGAAAAGGGGUGCACAGCACCGAAGACGGCCAACUCACCGAAACCACUCUAAUACAAACCAACCCCCUUCGCAUGAGCGCCCACAUGGCCGUCAUCGAAAUGAUAAUGCUGCUGUAUACCCGCGAAGUGGUGACCGCCGAGAGGAUACUCUCGGCAGUUCAGCGGUUCGAUCACGGCCGAACGGCCGGUCCGGAACUAUCCGGUACCAUUGCAGAGCAGUUACUGGUGUGGGUGAACCACGCCUGCGACGCUUUGCGCGUGAGGAUAGAGCAGGAAAUCGGCGGCGGCGGCGGCGGCGGCGGCGUUACGAACGGCGGCGGCGGCGACAGGUUGAAGGCGCCCGAUUUUCCCGAACAGAGAGAACUGAAAGACUUGUGCGACGGUGUGGGUUUGGCCGCGUUGAUUUCCUAUUACUGCCCGGACGAGUUGUCGUGGACUGAAAUUCGAAUAUCCCGCGUUCCAUCCGUGCAGGAUAGCAUUUACAAUAUCAAGCUGCUCGAGGAUUUUUGUCUUCGAUGUUUGCCGGCUUCCAUUUUCCAUUUGAUGCCCGAAGAUGUUACCUACAUGCGAGAAUCGAUGAAACAGAAUCUAUUAGUUUUCCUGGCCGAUCUAUUUAACAUUAUGGAAAUUAACCCCGCCAAUUGCGUUCGGUAUCCGGGCAUGGAUAAAUUUACCAGUGAGGGUCUGCCCCAUACGAAUGCCCACGGUGUGGUGCAUAAGCGCAAUCUGCUGCAGACCGUGAUGGCACCCAUACCGGAUCUGCGCGCAGGCAUCGACGAUCCUACCGCCUUCCAAGUACCUCGAUCGACGCCCGCGCAUUUUCCGCUCAGAAAAUCCAAUUCGCUGCAACAGAGCCAACAGAGCGUCGUCACCGACAUGACCGAGGACAGUCUACGCAGGUCCUCCGAGGAAUCCUUCGUCGUACAUCGCGGCAAAAACGUACCGACGCUCAGAUCCGUGCAGGACGAACCGUUGAUACCUGCACGCCUUAGGGUGAACAAAGAGAAACAGAACAACGACAGCAAGGCGGACGAACGAGGCGAAAUGGCCGCCGGCAGGCCCAGCAAUUGGGAGGAGAACAGAAGGAGCACCUACGCUGGUCGAAGGAGUAGGCGAAAUUCCACCACGGAGGAUUCCCAGUUGACCAUUGAGAACUUCGGCGGUAGCCAGGAUAAUUUGAAUUUCAUCGGAAGGAAUCCCGACAAGGAGGUCGCCGUGCACGUGGGUCGCAAGGUAUCGGCGCCCUCGUUCCCGGUCGCCGUGGAAAACGCGCCGGUCCGUUCGACCUACCAGGACGCGCGCAGCACCCUGCGAUUGGGCUACGAGAACGGCUGCGACGAGAAGCAGGACAACGGCACCGAGAAGUACAAGCUGAAGCGGCAGCUGAGCAGCGACGACAUCGCCUUGGGCGCGCGCUCUAACAAGGAGAACAUCAUCAGGGACCUCGUCGACGGCGAGGUGACGAAGCGCAUGAGCUUCGCCGAUUUGGGCAAGCACAAAGAGCAACGCGGCAUCCAAUUGGUCUACAUGAACGACAAGGAGGAGUGUCCGCAGAAGAGCCAUGUCGGGAAAUUCGGAAAUUCCAUCGGUAACGAGAAGAAGACGACGUUCGCGACGUUGCCGCAGACGACGACGUGGCAACAGCAGAGCACGCAGAACCAGCAGGCGGAGUCGAACGGGGGCGAGGAGUCGACGCCGAACGUGAUGGCGGCGCAAUUGAACGAUAUCCGGUUGAAGUUGGAGGAGAAACGGCGGCACAUCGAGAGCGAGAAACGUCGCAUGGAGGCGGCGAUGAGCAAACAGCGACAGAAGGUCGGGAAGGCGGCUUUCCUGCAAUCCGUUGCCAAAGAAAUCAACGAUGAUGUUAUCAAAAUGGACAGGAAAUGGUCGGACGAAGACCACACUCUAGUAGAAACCAGAACACCCGAUUUGGAAAACAUGGAUUUGGAAAGUUAUCAGCAAUCCAUUGCUCAAAUGAAUUCUAGUCUACACGACAUCCAAUCGGACAUGCAGAGAUUAGCAUCGCAACAAAACCACCUCCAACAACAGAACCUAAUUGCUCAACAACAAAGGCAAAUCCAAGCCUUGCAACAACAACACCAACAGUACCAGAGUAUGCAGUCCCAACAACAUAUACCUCAGUAUAACUCGCAGCAAUCUUAUCAACAGCAAAUCUACCAGGAACCGCAAGUGUUCGCAUCUCCACUACAAACGUCGGCCAGUGCACCGCACGUGCCUCAAUCGAUGUACGGGCAACCUCGAGGACAAUCUCAGGGACAAUUCUACUUGUACGAACAACCGCCUCCAGCCGCCCCGCAACGCAGGACGUGGGCCCAACAACCUCAACCGCCCCCCGUACCGAUCGAGCCCUACCACCAACCCGAAUUGAGGAACUGGAACAAACCCAACAACGCCACCGAAUCGGCGAGAAUAGCCGGCGGAGGCGGCGGAGGAUUCGUUCUACACGACACCGACAGGUAUCAGGAUCACAGGUAUCAGGAUAACACGCGUUACAGCGAUAGCCCGCGCUUCUUCGACGCGAAACACCAAAACGGCGACGAUCACGCGCCGCUCCAUUCCAACAGCUUCACCCUCAGCCAACAACACCACCAACACAACCACCAUUCGAGCAACUACGGCACCUCGAACAGCACCCCGUCGGCUUCGCCGCAACAUCGGACCAUUCACAGGCAAAUAUCGCAAUUGCUCGACGAUGCCAAACGAACCCCGGUGAGUUUGCAGCAAAUCGACGCCAAGGAGCCGCCAUCGCGUCGAACCAACAUCACUCACGCGGCCAUUCCCGCUCCCUCCGUCGACGACAUGGAACCCCAAAAUAUAUCGUUCAUCGGGAAUCCGACCGCCGACAAACUCAACGAAGGCCUCAGUCGAUUGAACAUCACGUCAGGCAGUCGAACGUACAGGAUACCGUCGCCCACGCGACCCUCGAUCACCCGCAACUCGUUCCAACCGACGCCGUCGCCGCCGCUCUUGGAACCCCCCGUCGCCGCCGCCGCCGAAGUCAGCAGCUUAGACAACGAUCCAACGAACCAGAAGGGCUUCUACAUCAGCUUCGACAACGACCAACCGAAGCGACCGAAGCCGCCGCUUCGCGCCAAGAAGAUGUCCCCGAAGAAGGAGCGCAGCUACAUUCGAUCCACCGAGGACCUGUACGACAAGAAGGAAGAACAAGAGAGAUUGGAGAAACCGAGGCAGCUAGAGAAGCAAUUCGACGAGGAGCGAGCGAGACGGAGCGCGGAGGAACGGAGACAGGCGUUGAUCGAGCAGGAGAGGGAGAAAUUGAGGGCGAAACGUGAAGCUAGUCAAGAAAGGCAGAAAGUCAAUGCUGCCAGCGCUUUAAUUAUAGGACCCGAACUUAAUAAUCCCAAUCCUGAAUUAGAUUACGAAAGGGAGAGGAAGAAGGAGAAGAUCAUGUUGCUGUCGUUGCAGAGGCGACAACAACAGGAGGAGGCCAAAGCUAGGAAAGAAGCGGAGGCGUUGGCUCGCAGGGAAAUGGAGAAGAUGAAGGAGGAGGAGAAGGCGAGGAAAAAGGAAGAGCAAGCGGCCAGGAGGCAGGCUAUUUUGGAACAGUACAAGCUGAAAAAAGCGUUGGAGGAAGCCGAACGAGAGGGCAAGACAUUGGACAAAUCCGAAUUCGCCCAUCCGAUGAAGCCCGUUCCGAGGAUGCGCCCGAAGGCGAGCACCCGCCCUCGGCCCAAGACCAUCCACAUCGACAGCGGUUCGGUGCAAAUGGCCGAAGGGAUGUCCAGCCGAGGCAAGAAGGGCUCGUCGAGUAACCUAACAGCUUACGCUCCUUCCACUAUGAAAAGAGAUUACUAUAGAGGUUCACAAGACAGCUUGGCAGAGAGAAGCAUGAGCAGCGGCAUGUUAUACAAAGAAUCCCCGGACGACAGCAGGGGGGUUUCGCCCUGUCCCAGUGCCAAUCAAACGUUGGGGCGAAGGAGUUCAUACAAAACCAGUCGAGACCCCUCUCCUGCUCAGGUACGCGGCAGACCUAAGUAUUCGGCUUAUCAAAACUUUAAAGGGCGCAAGUCUAGCUCUCUGAUGAAUUUGUACGGUUCGAGCACCGACCAAGACAGCCUGGCGUAUCGUUACGGCGACACCGAUUCGGGCCUGGGACGGGCCACGCCGCCCCGCAGGGCCCCCUCGCCCGGCAUGAGCAUGCGCCAUCUACCGUCCCCGUCGGGGCCGGGCAGCCUGCCGGGACUCAUGUCCAAAGGACGAAGGAUGUUCGACGACGGAUCCAGCGACAUCAGCUCCACGCCCAGCAUGAUGGACUACAACGGGCCUCGAUUGUACAAGCAGCCGGCCACCAAGUCGAAUCGCAGCAUUAUGCUGAACGCCGUUGAGUAUUGCGUGUUUCCGGGCGCCGUCAACAGGGAGGCGAAGAAGAGAGUGCUGGAGGAGAUCAGCCGAUCGGAGAGCAAGCAUUUUCUGAUACUCUUCAGGGACGCCGGCUGCCAGUUUAGGGCGCUCUACUCGUACUGUCCCGAGCGCGAGGAGAUUACCAAGCUGUACGGUACGGGGCCCAAGCAGGUCAACGAUAAGAUGUUCGAUAAGUUUUUCAAGUAUAAUUCCGGCGGAAAAUGCUUCUCUCAAAUACACACGAAGCAUUUGACUGUGACGAUAGAUGCUUUUACGAUCCACAAUUCGUUGUGGCAAGGUAAAAAGGUGAACCUUCCAAACAAGAAAGAUAUGGCUUUAGUUAUAUAA